CGGGGCUGACCGGCCCCGAUGAGGCGGAAGGAGAAACGGCUCCUGCAGGCGGUGGCGCUGGUGCUGGCGGCCCUGGUCCUGCUGCCCAACGUGGGGCUCUGGGAGCUGUACCGCGAGCGGCAGCCCGACGGCACCCCUGGGGGACCCGGGGCGGCGGCAGCGCCGGCGGCGGGACAGGGCUCACAUACUCGGCAAAAGCAGAUCUUUUUCCUGGGAGAUGGACAGAAGCUGAAAGACUGGCAUGACAAGGAGGCCAUCAGGAGGGAUGCUCAGCGCGUAGGAAAUGGAGAACAAGGGAGACCUUACCCCAUGACUGACGCCGAGAGAGUGGACCAGGCAUACCGAGAAAAUGGAUUUAACAUCUACGUCAGUGAUAAAAUCUCCCUGAAUCGCUCUCUGCCUGAUAUCCGGCACCCCAACUGCAACAGCAAACGCUACCUGGAGACCCUGCCCAACACCAGCAUCAUCAUCCCCUUCCACAACGAGGGCUGGUCGUCCCUCCUGCGCACCGUACACAGCGUGCUCAACCGCUCGCCACCGGAGCUGGUCGCCGAGAUUGUGCUGGUCGAUGACUUCAGCGACCGAGAGCACCUGAAGAAGCCACUUGAAGACUACAUGGCCCUUUUCCCUAGCGUGAGGAUUCUCCGGACCAAGAAACGAGAGGGGCUGAUAAGGACCCGGAUGCUGGGGGCCUCAGUGGCAAUUGGAGAUGUCAUCACAUUCUUGGACUCACACUGUGAGGCUAACGUCAACUGGCUGCCCCCCUUGCUUGACCGCAUCGCUCGGAACCGCAAGACCAUUGUGUGCCCGAUGAUCGACGUGAUUGACCACGAUGACUUUCGAUAUGAGACGCAGGCUGGGGAUGCCAUGCGGGGCGCCUUUGACUGGGAAAUGUACUACAAGCGCAUCCCGAUCCCUCCAGAACUGCAAAAGGCUGACCCCAGCGACCCAUUUGAGUCUCCCGUGAUGGCCGGUGGACUGUUCGCCGUGGACCGGAAGUGGUUCUGGGAGCUGGGUGGAUAUGACCCAGGCUUGGAGAUCUGGGGAGGGGAGCAGUAUGAAAUCUCCUUCAAGGUGUGGAUGUGUGGAGGCCGCAUGGAGGACAUCCCCUGCUCCAGGGUGGGCCAUAUCUACAGGAAGUAUGUGCCCUACAAGGUCCCCGCUGGAGUCAGCCUGGCCCGGAACCUUAAGCGAGUGGCGGAAGUGUGGAUGGACGAAUAUGCCGAGUACAUCUACCAGCGCCGGCCUGAGUACCGCCACCUCUCUGCGGGCGACGUGGCCGCGCAGAAAAAGCUCCGCAGCUCCCUCAACUGCAAGAGUUUCAAGUGGUUUAUGACCAAGAUCGCCUGGGACCUGCCCAAAUUCUACCCGCCUGUGGAGCCCCCUGCCGCAGCCUGGGGGGAGAUUCGCAAUGUGGGCACCGGGAUGUGUGCAGACACCAAGCACUGGGCCCUGGGCUCACCUCUGAGGCUGGAGAGCUGCGUCCGGGACCGCGGAGAGGCCGCGUGGAACAGCAUGCAGGUGUUCACCUUCACUUGGCGAGAGGACAUCCGGCCUGGAGACCCCCAGCACACCAAGAAGUUCUGCUUUGACGCCAUCUCCCACACCAGCCCUGUCACCCUCUACGACUGCCACAGCAUGAAGGGCAACCAGCUGUGGAAGUACCGCACAGACAAGACCCUGUACCACCCUGUCAGCGGCAGCUGCAUGGACUGCAGCGAAAGUGACCACAGGAUCUUCAUGAACACGUGCAACCCUGCCUCACUUACCCAGCAGUGGCUAUUUGAACACACCAACUCCACGGUCUUGGAAAAAUUCAAUAGAAACUGAGCCCUCACAUCCCCUUGGCAGGCCCAGCAGGGUCCCCUCGCUGCACCUGCCUCUCCUGAGGCAGGCAGAACCUCCGUGGGUACCAUGGUGUAUCAGGUGCUGGCCAAACGAUUCAAGGCAAAGAGGGCUUUGGAAGCUGGAGCAAGGGGUCUGCUUGGUCCCUGAGCCCCUCAGUCGUGAGGGCAGGGUGGGGGGCAGCCUCCACAAGAGGCCCCACAGGAAAGCCUGCUUUAAUCCCUGCUGGUACCAUGGAAAAGCAGGAGGGCCUGUUUGACUUUGUAACCAUGUCCCCUGGAGCACUGUGCACAACAAUGCCAGGCAGCCUGAGGCCACCCAGAAAUAAGGCCUACAGGGUUGCCCAGGCCUCGAGCAGCUCUCGUACAUGACGGUGCUUUAGAAAGGCGACAUCUGCCUGUUUGGGGCAGCUUUUAGCACCAAUGUCACCCUUUUGCAGCAAAAGGGAAAGAAGUCCUCCUUGGGGUCCCUCAGUUUCUGCCUGUCUUACAGGGACAGCAGUUACUGAUCAGCAUCUGUUCUUUGUCUCAGCUCCAGGGGAUUGGCUCAAAGGCCAAAUCCAGGGCCCUCAGAAUGCUCCAUGCUGAAUGCCGGCCAGCUACCAGGCAUGGGGUCAGACAAGGGACCCCAGAAACUCCUUUGCAGCCAUGGACAUACAAGAGGUUCUCCCUCUGCUCUCUGAGUGCCGGAAGUGCUCUUUGUGGUACUUCCCAGGCACAAGGACAGCCGAGCCACCAGCUUUCCGGGGCUGUGAUUCAGAUGGCCGUGGGCCCAUGGGAAAGGACGAGCAGGAGACCUGCCCAGAAAUGCCGGCUGAGGUUCCCCGGUCCCUGCUUCCGCUGCCCUCUCUCCAUGCUGGGCAGCCUCAAGAGAGGAAGGGAGGUGCUUUACCUCACAGAAUCUGGAAGCCUCCAGGAUCAGCUGUGGGCCAGAUGCCUAGCCUCUCACCUCGUCGUGGUUCUGGUUCUCCUAUAGAACUCCUGAGUUUUUAAAGGACUCUGGAGUUCAUUCGCAAACUAGUUGCUACGUAGGCUUCUGGUGUUGUAGCCUCCAGUGUGGAUUUCCAGAAUGCUAUUACAAAAGCAACCAGACAGGUAUAAUACAGUCAAGGUAACCCCCUUGUGAAAUCCAAGGUUGGUGCCGAGGGAGGAAGCACGAGGACCUGUGUCCAUCAGCUCCCUCCAGAAGCUUCCAUACAGCAAGGUCCUCAGGCAACACCUGAAGACCUGGAACUUCCCACCAUCGUCACAGCUGCAGUGUCCUAUGACCCUAUCUGUGCCCAGCUCCCUGCCCUUCACAUUGACCUUUUGCUGUAUUAAUUACAUAUCAGACUCCCAAGGGGUUCCCAAACUAAUAGGAAGCAUUUCUGUAACCAACCUGCCACACCCUGAUUCAGAAAUGGAAAUCACAUUCCACAACCUAUGGCUUCUGCCGGUUAGCCCAGAAAGUACUUGAAAUCACUAUUCCAGUUAGAGCCGGAUCUCUUGAUUGCAUCAUUUACCAAUUAAAUAAUACAAAUCCGGGAACAGAGCCACGAACCUGCCUUUGAGAUGCUGGCAAAUCUCGAGGCCAACCAUAAUCGGGGAGAGAGGGGUGGUAAUACACCACCAAAUUGAACGUUAGGCUGGCAAAGGAUGGUUUCCACUUCUGCCCCCAGCACAGCCCUGCUCUGGACAGCUGUGUCCAGGAGAGGAGGCCGUGUGCUCAUGAGGCUUGCCGGCCGGUUCCUCAUGCCCUUUCCCAAGUGAGUGCCCUGUCUUUACAAGCGGCCCUCUACAGAAAGGGGUCAAAAGACGAGGCUGCUUCUGAAAUCUAGGGUAGCAAGAGUGUUGCACUUCGGGGAGAUGAAUUAAGAGUCAUCAUCCGAGAGCAACGCAGCAUCAUUUGAAUAAAAACUGUGCCUUUUAAAAAAGAAAAAAAAUGCAAAUGUACAGCAAAUCCCUAAACUUGAACCAUUUCUUAGUGCCUUGCUAGAAGACAUAAAGGGGCAGGGGUCGGGGAGGGAAGCAUUUUUGGUGGUGUGUGCAGUUCCUGUUGGAUGAAUGUGUUUCUUAACGUCUGAUUUCAAGCAGGAGAUGGUGGCCUGGAGCAAGAGCUGAGGCUGAGACGCCCGCACCGGGUCCGAGUUGUUCCAUCGGCGCAAGUAGCACUCCCAGUUAAAGGGCCGCUGGACAACUCGUUCCUGCUGGGAGGGCCUUGGUGGUCCCUGAGCACAGGCCCUGCAUUACCUCACUGGGCCCUGUUUGGGGGCCGUAGUUGCCAUACCCUACCCCAACCCCUAGACAGAGGGAUUGGUUUGUCCCUCUGCAUUGGGAUUCAGGAGUGCAGAGCACUGGCUAGAUUCCCCAGUGGUCCCCUUCAUGGGUGGAAGGGCUCUGGCAAGACCAGGGUUCCUGUGGGAUGCAGCCUCCCUUUUUCCUCUCCUUCAGUUCCCCCUUCCCAGGCUGACCUCACAUCCUCAAUGGGGAUGGGUGGGUCCUCUGAGCACCCUGGCAUUUGUCAUGGCUGAGCCCACCACAGUGGGUCCUGGGAGCUGACUAUGUAAUGUGGAAAGGAAAGACAGAAUUUUCUCAGUUCAGUGACAGUGACCAACUAAUUUCCAGUGCUAACCCACUCGUUGUUUAGGAUUCAUUUUUGAAAACCGUUUGUGUUGAGGGUUCAGGUGUCUGCUCACAUCCCCAGCUGAGGCUCAGCAAAACUCAGCCAGGAGCCUGUGGAGACAUUGUCAGCCAAUUCAUGGCUGGGAAAGUGGGCCUUGUAUCCUCAUCUGAGGACCAGCUCACAAGCGAGGGGAUGGCAACAAAGUGCCCUGGCCGUGUGGCCUACCAGCUGUCCUGCCAAAGGAAGACUUCAGAAACAUUUCAGAAUGCAAACAGCACCUUGGCUGUAAGUACAAGGCCUUCGGUGGCGGCUGAAUCUGUAGGCCCACGUGUGAAAGCCAUUCCAUCACAUGCCCCUCCCUGGAUCGUUCACCUCUGAAAACAUCCUAGGAACUUCCCUUUAGGAAGAAAUCACCCAGAACCAUAUAGGGUGCAGAGGAAGAGUGUAGGGCUGUGACAUUAGGGCCAGGGAGAAAAGAGCAGUUUGGGUUGAAGAUGUAGCAUGUGGAUAUCCAAGUCCACAUUCCCAUGCCCAUUUCGAACUUCCUAAUGGUCGAAUUCCUUUUUCUCCUUAAAAAUUAAGUGACAUCCUCAAAAAUGGCUCCACACAUUUCUUUUGUGCAUCUCAUCUUCCUAGUCUCUGGAGUCUGAAAAAAGCGGCCGAGCCCUUUCCAGUAGUAACUGAGAAGUCCAGAUUCCUUGCUUCAGCGACACCUCGUUUGUACGGAUUGGGUGAUCUUUUCUACUUCCUAGGAGGCAAUGCAUUUUUAAUGUUUUCUGAAUAUAAGUGUGGGAAAAAGGGCAAGAAGUGCAAUUCUGUUCUGGAAUUCUUUUCUGCUUUUGAAUGAUGGUCUAAAAAAUAUUUUAGCUCAAGCUUGAUCUUGAGCCAAGGCUCUCAGCCACCUCUGGGGUGAGAGUUGGGCCUGCAUACUAAGUGACAAGGUCAUCCUAACAUCCCCUUCCUAAAUGGCUUUCAUUCGUUUGUGCCUGACAACAGGGCUGGGCCCUGCUCUGUUACUGGCUUGGAGAGUGGGUUCCCCAAGGGGUUGCAGGCAGAAUAUGUGGGCUUCCAUAGAGAAGUCAGACUGAGACCCUGUAGAGAAAGUGCAAGACCACCAACCUCUCUCCUCCUGCCUGGAAAAGUGAGCCUUUGUGAAGAAUUGACGUACCAUGUACAGUUGUGACUGUGACUGUUGUUGAGUAAACCUCCAGACUUUCUCUAAAGUGCUCUCUGCCUUAUUCCUUGUGUGUGGUGUUCUCCAGUCUGUCAUCCCUCCCCUCUUCACUGAGUACCUAGUCAAUAUCCAGGCACUCAUCUGGGUACUGAACAAAUUCCCAACAGCCAUUGCUCCAGAGGGAGAGAGACAGGCCUUAGCUACCCACUGUGAUGAUUUCAGAGGCCAGUGGGGUCUUGAGGGAUAGAAAAUGAUAUUUGAGGGCCGGGGGUGGGCACCAACGUUAGUGAGAAUGGCCAGGGCAUGCCUCUUUAUGAGAGAGAAGAGACGUGAGGGCUGAACCAAUAGGCCGUUUGAGGGACGAGACUUCCAGGCAGAGGGGACAGCUGAUGCAAAGGCUCUGAGGUGGGAAGAAACUCCUACCUCGGUGCGUUGGAGCAGGAGGGAAGUGAGAGAGUUAGGUGAGGCAGCCCACAAGGGUCUUCCAGACUGCACCCAGGAGUGGAGGACUUUAGGCAGGCAGUGACAACAUGAAACAAACUUAGCUCCCUCUGAUGCUCACAUGUUAGCCACAGUACUUGCUUACGGGAACAUUUUGAUAAUGUUGGCUACUAGCUUUGUCUAACACUAUGUGUAGAAAGACCCCCUGGCAAGUCCAGCUCUGCAGAAAAAUUCACUGAGACAUGGUGCUAACCCUGGUCCACCUAGGCCUGUUAGGUCAUUUCCAGCUCCACUUGUAAUUCUGCAGUUAAGUCUUGGUGGCCGCUGUGAGUGACCGUGAGCAUGACGCCAAUGCUAUCUCUUGGGGCCCACCAGGGGGCACUGUGGAUCCUGGAUUGGAGAAGGGUGAAUUGGAGAAAAGGAGAAAUCCUGCCCAUGCCACAGGUUUGAGCCUCAGAACAAUUUCUUUCAGGUUCACGAUGCCUCUGACUACUAUUCCAAACUCUUAAUUUCAUAUAUUAAAAAAGUGAAGCCCUGGGAAGCCCCUGACCCAAAAUGAUUUAGUGGUGAGUGCCACAGCCCAUGUUCCCAGUGUCCCUGCUCCCAUGUUAUCCUCGUACAAUCUCAUAGCCUUGUAGACAUGGGGAAGGAUUCCGUUUCUAAAGCUCUUUGUACUUCUGUGAAAUAGAUUUAGCCCAAAAAUAUUAGCUAUAUUUGUUGCAUAAAAAUGUAUCAGAAACGCCUACUGUAUGCUAGAAAUGAAAAUAUGGUGCAAGGAUGAGCCAGGACAGACAUGUGCGCCGCCCUCCUGGCUUGGGCCUAGAGAAAGACCUUCAUCAGAUGAUCAUGAAGAUGAGGGUAUGGUUAAGAAUGUGGUAAAUUCUAUGAAGGACAAGUGUGUGGGGGACUGUGUCAUGAAACUUGGUCUUUGGAGCAUGCUGAAUCAGCCAUGGUCUUGGCAUGAAAUAGCCACUCCCAGGCUUACAGUGAAAGUAUAAUAAAAGGACCAUUUAAGGAGCGUGGGCAGAGUUAAACAAAUAACCAGCCAUGCUGAAAGGCCUAGCGUAAAGGGUCACCACCGCUAAGCCUGCAGAGGCAAGAAGCAGCAGUGUCAGUGGAAUCCAGAAAAGGCUGCAUGUAGCUAGGGAGAAGUGCUUCCGGAGCUACAGCUGAAACAGGGAGGGGCUGGGAGGAACACAAACUCUGCCCUCUCUUUUUUAUCUGCCUUGUGCUCACCUGACACUACCUCCCAUUGGCUCAUCUCAGUUAUUCAAAUCCUCAUGAACAAAUGAAGAGCACUAGUCUGGGACUGGCGCUGUGAUGUGGUGGGUGCACCAGCAUCCGGCAUCCCCUGUGGGCCCCGGUUUGACUCCCAGCUGCUCUUCUUCGGGUCCAGCUCUCUGCUAUCACCUGGGGUGGAGUGAGGUGGAGGAUGGCUGAAGUGCUUGGGCCCCUGCACCCACAUGGGAGACUCGGAGGAGGCUCCUGACUUCAGAUCGGCCCAUUUCCUUCCUUUGCAGCCAUUUGGGGAGUGAACCAGCAUGGAAGACCUUUCUCUGUCUCUCCCUCUCUGUGUCUGUAGCUCUACCUCUCAAAUAAAUAAAUAAAAUCUUUAAAAAAAAAAACAAAAAACGCUGGUCAGUAUAAAUACGUAGGUAAGUACUCAUAAAGAAGACAGUAUAAGUGGGGAUUUGUAACUUUUCCCUCCUGUCUGACUUAAAACCACAUAAAUCAGUAAGUAUAAGUAUGUUGGUGCACGUGCAAUGUAUAAGGAAAGAUGUGAUUCUUAGGACAAUACAGGCCAAAGGAGGGGAGGGGCAGAACUAAGAAGGGGCAAAGUUGCUGUAUACUACUGAAAUGGAGUUGGUAGUAAGCCAAACCACAUGUGUUUAAAUAAGAUGUAAAUUGCGUAAGUGGACAUUUUUCAUGGCAGUUAAGAUGCUACUUGGGAUGCCUGCAUCCCAUAUUGGAGUGCCUGGGUUUAAGUCCUGGCCCUGCUUGUCAUGCCAACUUCCUGCUAAUGUGCACCCUGGGAGGCCUCUGCCACCCUUGUGGGAGACCCCAGUGCAGUUCUGGACUCCUGGCUUUGGCCUGUCCUGGCCCUGGCCAUUGCAGCCAUUUGAGGAGUAAACCAGCAGAUGGAAGACCUCUCUCUCUCUCUCUCUCUCUCUGAAACUCUGCCUUUCAAAUAAAUAAAUAAUUCUUUAAUAAAAAAAAAGUUUUCCUAAAAUAUGGGCAAAGAUUUGAACUUUUUUAUUUUUUUAAAGAUUUAUUUUAUUUAUUUGAAAGAGUUACAGAGAGAGGUAGAGAGAGAGAGGUCUUCCAUCCACUGGUUCACUCCCCAAAUGGCCGCAACAGCUGGAGCUGAGCUGAUCUGAAGCCAGGAGCUUCUUCUGGGUCUCCCACGUGGGUGCAGGGGCCCAAGAACUUGGGCCAUCCUCUGCUGCUUUCCCAGGUGCAUUAGCAGGGAGCUGAAUUGAAAGUAGAGCAGCGGAACUUGAACCGGUGCCCAUAUGGGAUGUUGAUGCUGCAGGCCAGGAUUUUAACCCACUGCACCACAGCGCCAGCCCCAAACAUUAUUUAAAGAAAAUAUAUAAAUAAUAUAAAUAGCCAUGGAACAUAAAUAGCACAUAAAAAGAUAUCAGCAUCAUUAGUCGUUAGGGAAGUGUAAGCUUGAACAUACAAAUAAAUGGCAUUCAUCCAUUUAAUGGAAUAUUGUUCAGCCUUAGAAGGGAAUAAAUUACUGAUAUAUGCUACAGCAUGAAUGAACCUUGAAAAUAUACUAAGUGAAAACAGCCAGACACAAAAGGCCUCAAAUGUGAAAUGUCCAAAAUAGGCAAAUCCAUAGAGACAAAGGAGAUUGGUGGUCAUCAGGGGCAAAGAAGAGGGAAUGGUAAGUUGCUGCUACUAUGAAUGGGGUUUCUUUUGGGGGUGAUGAAAAUGUUCUGGAAUUAGGAGGUGCUGGUGGCUAUACAGUCUGUGAACAUACUACAAACCCCUGAGUUGUACACUUUAAAGAAGUUUUAUGGUAUGCGAGUUUUUACACAGUUAACACUCAGAGCUGAAGAAGGCGUCUGGGGUGAGAUGGUAAAGACAGACUGUUGGCCCUGUCAGUAUAGGUAGAAUGCAUCUGUGCUCAGCACUAGCUCACUUACUGAUUGUAUCUAUCUGUGUGUGUGUCUAUGUGUGUGUGUAUUCUUUUCUAAGUCCUAGUUCUUUCAUUGUUUCGUUCUAUGUAAACGUUAAAGCUUUGGCCUUUAGUUGCAUUUUAUUUUGCACAUAAAUUUUAUGUGGCCACAUGUACCACUAUUUUCUUUUGUAAUUUCCUUUGUUGUUUUUGUUUGUUUAAUAAGUCUUUUUGGACAGGCCUUGUGGCUCAGAGGUUACGCUGCGCUUGGGACGCCCGCAUCCCGUAUCAGUGUGCCUGGGUUCAAGUGCCAGCUUCUUCCUUGCUGAUUUAGCUUCCUCCUAAUGCACAUGCUGGGAGGCAACAGAUGAUGGCUCAAGUAUUUGGGUCCCUGACACCCAUGUAAGAAACCUACAUGGAGUUCUGUCUCCUGGCUUUAGCCUGGCCCAGCUCUGGCUGUUUGUGGGCAUCUGGGGACUAUCUCUGG
This is a messenger RNA of Lepus europaeus (European hare), 9675 nucleotides long. It is a transcript of the gene GALNT10, whose product is annotated as polypeptide N-acetylgalactosaminyltransferase 10. The record is from RefSeq and is a predicted model, not a curated record. Lineage: Eukaryota; Metazoa; Chordata; Mammalia; Lagomorpha; Leporidae. Bases 19 to 1830 code for a protein of 603 amino acids. Gene Ontology annotation, cellular component: Golgi apparatus. The transcript is spliced from 12 exons.